Molecule: messenger RNA, 1046 nt
Organism: Danio rerio (zebrafish)
Lineage: Eukaryota; Metazoa; Chordata; Actinopteri; Cypriniformes; Danionidae
Source: RefSeq, a predicted model, not a curated record
CGGCUAACUAUAUAAGUUAGCAUUUAGCAUUUUCCUAAAAUUGGAGGAGAUUUUUGAUAAGUGUUAUCCAGAGUACUAUGGUGUGACACACUAAAAUGGCUGGCCGUAUUCCUCUAGUUUUGCUGGCCUGUGGCUCCUUCAACCCCAUUACCCAUCAGCACAUGCGGCUAUUUGAGCUGGCCAGAGACCACAUGCACCAGACGGGUCUGUACCGUGUGGUGGGUGGCAUUAUAUCUCCUGUCGGUGAUGGUUAUGGUAAACAGGGUCUUGUUGCUUCAAAACACCGACUUGCUAUGGCAAGACUGGCCUUGCAGAGCUCCGACUGGGUUUCUGUAGAUGAUUGGGAAAGCCAGCAGCCAGAUUGGACUGAAACUGUGGUGACCAUGAGGUACCACUACGGCCGUGUAGCUGCUCAACACUGCUGUAAUAAGGGACCGCCCACAACCUCAGAUGUUCCUCAGUUGAAGCUGUUGUGUGGAGCUGAUUUCAUGGACUCCUUUAAAGUGCCUGGUCUGUGGACGGAUGAGCACAUCGAGGAGGUUGUGGGCCGAUUUGGACUGGUCUGCGUGAGCCGUGGCAGCCUUCAGCCUGAUCGUGCUAUACAUGAGUCUGAUUUGUUGUCCAAGCACCGGCCAAGCAUUUUCCUGGUUCGGGAGUGGGUUCACAAUGAGAUCAGCGCCACGGAGAUCCGUCGAGCUCUGAGGAGAGGUCACAGUGUUAAAUAUCUGUUGCCAGACUCGGUCAUUGAGUACAUAAGAGAGCACAAGCUUUAUACCCAAGACAGCGAGAUGAAAAACAAAGACGUUAAACUACGACCUCUCACUAAGCAAGUGAUACUAGACUGAUCUAUUGGGAGGUCAUAGACUUCAGUGGUGUUGAUUGCAGGAACUUUGAUGUGUAGGCUGAAGUAUGAGGAGCGCUAUCCUGCUGAAGAAUUUGCCCUCUCCUGUGGUUUGUCAUGUAAUGUGCUGCACAAAUGUCUUGAUACCUCAGAUUGUUGUUGUGGCCAUCCACUCUGCAGAUCUCGCGCAUGUCCCCAUUCUGAA